Cylicostephanus goldi is the source of this 345-nucleotide messenger RNA. NCBI's taxonomy places the organism in Eukaryota, Metazoa, Nematoda, Chromadorea, Rhabditida, Strongylidae. The record is from the annotation of a GenBank genome assembly.
AUGCUAAUUCAGGACUGCUGCAAGCCGUACGCGUUUUAUCCAUGUGGCCAACAUGCAAAUCAAACUUACUAUGGUCCAUGCCCGACAAAUACUUGGGACACACCGACAUGCCGCAAUACUUGUCAAUUUAAAUAUAGCAAGGAUUACGAGGAUGACAAGUUUUGGGGGAGCGGUAGCUACUAUAUCACUGCAAACGAGACAGCCAUCAGAAGAGAGAUAUAUAACCACGGACCAGUGCUCGCCUCUUUCAGAGUUUACUCUGAUUUCAGAUACUACAAAGGAGGAGUCUAUAUUAACCGUAUGUUAAGCAAAAAUCUGGGUCCGAUCAAGGAGGGCAUGCCGUAA